AUUGUCCUUCUGACUCUGAGGGUGGAGUCCAGUCACUUAGACUUCAACAGAGAGAGGAAAGAAAUGACCCACACACUCAUGACAAAGCUCUUUCCUAUACAGACUCAUUCAUUCAUUUCUGGAAUGAGUUUGCUGAUUUUAUAGAGGAUUAGAGAAAAUUUGUUCACAUAUGGAUUUCUGAAACUAUAGAGCAUAUCUUAUGUUUUAUAAGUCACAUGUGUGUUUGUGUAUAUAAAUAGAUCACAUAUAAGGUCCGUUUUAAUUUAUUAGUUAUCUAAUUUUAAUUGUUUACAUUAUUGUCUUUAAUGUCAUAACUGCAGUCAGGUAAACAUAGGCACCCAAUAACAGUGUGUCCUCGAUGGUUAUAUGUCCUCUGAAUCUUUAAAGUCAUUUAAACUGAAGGGAGUUACUAUAUUCAAAACAACAGUGUUUAACUUAGCUAGUCAUAAAACAAUUUUGAGUUUCAAACUACUGAGCAAACACAAUCCAUGUUAGAUGUCACAUACAGCAUAAGCCCACUGUUCUUUUAUUAUUCCCUUUUUUUUUUUUUUUUUUUUGAGAAAUGUCAAUAUCCAUGUUUCAUUGCCUUAUCUGCCCAGUCUUAUUAGGAAUUUGUGUCUAUAAUAAUAAAAUAUAUUUUGUUUUUUGUCAAAUAGUUUGGCAGAAAUGAGAGGUUUGGCAGCAAAUAACAUCAAGGUGUGAAAGCAAAUAACAAACCAGCUGCAAAUCCUUGGAUAAAGUCAUUUGUGGCAAUAAUCAUUAGCUAUAGAUUGUGUAACUGGACUUUGGACCUAUAUGAAGAGCAAUAAAUAUUUUGACAAUAAAACAAGUUAGUAAUUACAUUUUCCUAUUUAUUUCCAAGGAUGUCUAAACAUGUGACGUUUCGAACCCUAUAUAAUCUUGGCACAUUGUGCAUAUGUUUCAGUGCACAGUGGAAUAUCCUGACUCAACUGAGAAAGAUCAGAUCAUGGAGGUCACAUCUCAACCUGCUGCGUUUGAACCCCGAGACUUUCACUCGGGCUUGAUGAGCUGCUGUGACGACAUGGGUGUAUGCUGUUGUGGCUUCUUCUGUCUCGCUUGUUUGGGCUGCUCCAUUGCUAGCGACAUGAAUGAGUGCUGCUGCUGCGGUUUAGGCAUGCCGAUCCGAAGCGUUUACAGAACUAAAUACAACAUACCAGGAUCUAUGUGUAAUGACUGGAUGGUUGCCUACUGCUGCUUGGGUUGUGCAGCCUGCCAGAUGAAGAGAGACAUCAACAUAAGGAAGAGUAAUGGGACACUGAAACCAUGAGAAGUGAUAUAUCUACACUAGAGCAAGUCCUUACGUAUUGCUCUCAGAAAUGAAAUAUUAAAGAAAGUUGCGGUUAAUCAUUUAAUAUUCUUUGCUAUCAGAAGUUUAAUUAGAAAAAAAAAACACUUUCCAUUCAUUAAGUUUGGAGGGUUUAUUUCAUCCAAAAUUGGCAAAAUACUCAUCCUUCCACAUUCAUGUUAUCCAGUAAUGUAGCCUCAGCGGUGUAGUCAACACAUUACUGAUUAUUAGUAGCCUGUUGGUUGUGUUGUGAAACAUAUUUGUGCCUGUGUAUGCAGAUAAAGAAAAACAUAAUUUUGGAUAUAUGUGGAACUUCAAUGUAAUGCUACAGUAGACGAAUUCUACUAUUUGUAACAGUGUUCAUUUAUUACAGUUACAAUUACUGUUAGGUGAAUUCUUGGUAAAGUUGCAGUGAUAUUGAUUUUCUUUAUAUCUAUUUCCGCACCAUCCUGGUCACCUGCCCGUUAACAUCGUCCCUGUUUUGUGUGUGAGGUCGCAUCUUCCUGGAGGAGGGAGUAAUGUCAGGGUUAUGUUCUGUUGCUCUUUGCAUGUUUGACCUGCUUUCCCAAUGAGUUUGAUUGACUGACCCCGUUCACAUGCCGUUAGAUCAUUUUGUUUGCCCUGGUUGUUUAAGCCCUGUGUUUUGUUCUGUUCAGUGUCUUGUCUUAACAUUGCUAUCCUGGCUGUUAUUUUCAUUUGUGUACUAGAGUUUUUUUUUUUUUUUUUUUUUUUUUUUAUAUAUAUUAUUAAAUACUACUUAACUGAUCUUCAAGCCUGAUCAUUCUGUAUCAGUCCGCAAGCAGGUUUGACAAUUUUCUUAAAUAUGCAAUACAAUUAAUUAAUCCUGGAGCUGUGUUGUAAUUGGUCUGUUGUGACUUCAUUUGUCUGUAAUUCAGUAAAGCUAUAAACGUUCGUUGCUCAGUAAAGUCUAAGCCGAGUUGAAUCCAGUAACACCGGCAUCACAGAAGAUGUCUGAUAGUGACGUGUAUACCGGAUAUUUCCAUUAUUGUGUAAUCAAAUGUAUUUUUCCUCAUUGCUGAUAUCAUAUUCACUGAUAAUUAUAAGUUAUGCCAAGAAAUUAUUUGAAUGUAAGCUGAUUUUCCAAAACCCUACUUUAAAAUCUUUGCUAUAAGCUUUUAAUGUAAUUUUUCUGUGCUUACAACCAAAUACUU
Molecule: messenger RNA, 2478 nt
Organism: Carassius gibelio (silver crucian carp)
Lineage: Eukaryota; Metazoa; Chordata; Actinopteri; Cypriniformes; Cyprinidae
Product: placenta-specific gene 8 protein-like
Exons: 4
Coding region: 917-1288 (123 amino acids)
Biological process (GO): positive regulation of transcription by RNA polymerase II
Source: RefSeq, a predicted model, not a curated record